Coprinopsis cinerea okayama7#130 is the source of this 1374-nucleotide messenger RNA. RefSeq lists its product as hypothetical. Gene Ontology annotation, molecular function: protein kinase binding. NCBI's taxonomy places the organism in Eukaryota, Fungi, Basidiomycota, Agaricomycetes, Agaricales, Psathyrellaceae. Gene Ontology annotation, biological process: signal transduction. The transcript has 3 exons. Gene Ontology annotation, cellular component: nucleus; nucleotide-activated protein kinase complex; cytoplasm. The coding region runs from base 1 to 1374 and encodes 457 amino acids. The record is from RefSeq and is a predicted model, not a curated record.
AUGCUCUCAUACAUAUUCGUCCCUGAGCAGGCAUCAAGUUUCUCUGGCUCUGUCUUCUUCUUCCUCCCCUUCAACACAAUGCUCCCUUCACCAGUCGAGAUGACAUCCCCGGACCUCUACAAUAUGUUCUUCGAAUGGCCUUCGACAGAGCCGCAUGAAGUUAUUGUCACUGGCACUUUUGACCAGUGGGCCCGCACGAAGCAUCUCAACAAGACUGCUCGUGGUUUUGUGGGAACUGUCAAGGUCCCCUGGGGCGAGAAGGUCAAGUACAAGUUCGUCGUUGACGGGAGAUGGAUGACUCUCAAGGGACAGCCCACUGAAAUGGACCCUGGAGGUUACAUUAACAACGUUUUCACUGUCCCCCAAAAACCUUGCAUCGAACCAUCCCCAGAAGAAGCGCCCGUCGAGACUCCCGCCGUCUCGCCCGCCAAGCCGGAAGCAGUAGAGGAGAAGGAUACGUCCGCGAUAACCUCUGGCAGCGAAGCUGCUGCUGUUUCUCCCCCAGAGGCCGUGGAGAAACGGGCUUCCAAGAUACCCAUCGUAUUCGUUCCGCUCAACUCUCCCGAGCACAACACUGUUGGGUCAUCUACCGCGCCCUCGCCUCCCGACUACGUUCUUCCACCCUCCCCGCGUGCUGCUGCAGUGAGCGCGGAGAGUCCGACGGUCCCAGCUGUCCCAGUCGAGUUCCACACCGCUCUAUCGAGCCCUAUCGACAAGGAACCCCAGGUGGGGUCUGAGCCCACUGAACCCGAAGUCCCUUCCGCCCCGGUCCUCCAGACAGAGGCGGAGCCAAAGGUCGAAGAUGAAGCUCCAGCCGAUGUCUCUACUGAAAGUAGUGAAGUUCCGAAACUCGCAGAGAUAGCGCCUGCAGAGGAACCUUCUCCCCAGGUGGAGACCCCUACAGAAGCCAGAGAGGCUCCGGUUGUCGCUGCGAACGAGGAUGCGGCGGUACCAGUGAACGGCACACCACCUCUCUCUGACGUCGAGAAGGAGAACGAAGAACAGACUGGCCCGUUGACCCCUGUCGAGUCUGAAAAUGUUGAAGCGUCCCCUGCCAGUGCGCAGCACGAGAAAGAGUCUACUGCCGCCACCGCGUCUACCGUCGUCAACGAGACACCAUCUACCCCCACGCCCAAACCUGCCGAAGCACCAGCAGCAUCGCUCCCAACUCCACCCGCCACUCCCGCCACCCCAUCUAGGAAAACCAUCCCUCGCGCAUCUUCUCCUUCCCCUUCAUUUGGUUCGCCAAAGUCAAAAUCCGGUACUAUUUCUUCCCGGAAGAAGCGCUCUUCGAUAUUUGGUAAACUGAAGGGUAUCUUCCAUCAUGACAAGGACAAGGAGAAACAGGCUCCUACCAAGGACGGUAAAAACUAG